UCCGCUCUUGCCUUCUCCACACUUGUUUGAUUUAUGAGGAAUCCAAGAUGAAUUUGGAGCAGGAGAGGCCGUUCGUCUGCAGUGCCCCGGGCUGCUCCCAGCGCUUCCCAACAGAAGACCAUCUGAUGAUUCAUAGGCACAAGCAUGAAAUGACUUUGAAGUUCCCGUCAAUAAAAACAGACAAUAUGAUAUCAGAUCAGACUCCGACUCCAACACGGUUCCUGAAGAACUGUGAAGAGGUGGGCCUCUUCACCGAGCUGGACUGCUCCCUGGAGCACGAGUUCAGGAAGGCUCAGGAGGAGGAGAGCAGUAAGCGGAAUAUCCCGAUGCAUAACACUGUUGGCGGGGCCAUGGUGGGGCCUGGAGCUCACCAGCUUGGCAGCACCCGGAUGACCAACCAUGACACCAGCGUUGUGAUUCAGCAAGCCAUGCCAUCACCCCAGUCCAGCUCUGUCAUCACCCAGGCACCUUCCACCAACCGCCAGAUCGGGCCUGUCCCAGGCUCUCUAUCUUCUCUGCUCCAACUCCAUAGCCGACAGAGACAGCCCAUGCCAGCCUCCAUGCCCGGGACCCUGCCCAACCCCACGAUGCCGGGAUCUUCCGCCGUCUUAAUGCCAAUGGAGAGACAAAUGUCAGUGAACUCCAGCCUUCUGGGGAUGCAGGGCCCGAAUCUCAGCAACCCCUGUGCUUCUCCCCAAGUCCAGCCAAUGCACUCAGAAACCAAAAUGAGGUUGAAGGCCGCGUUGACUCACCACCCUGCUGCCAUGUCAAAUGGGAACAUGAACACCAUGGGCCACAUGAUGGAGAUGAUGGGCUCCCGGCAGGACCAGACGCCGCACCAUCACAUGCACUCACACCCGCAUCAGCACCAGGCACUGCCAGCCCAUCACCCCUACCCACAUCAGCACCAGCACCCCGCACACCAUCCGCAUCCUCAACCCCAUCACCAGCAGAACCACCCACAUCAUCACUCCCACUCCCACCUCCAUACACACCCAGCACAUCACCAAACCUCGCCACAUCCACCCCUGCACUCCAGCAACCAAGCACAGGUUUCACCAGCCACACAACAGAUGCAGCCCACCCAGACAAUACAGCCCCCACAGCCCACGGGGGGCCGUCGGCGAAGGGUGGUGGAUGAGGACCCCGAUGAGAGGCGGCGGAAAUUUCUGGAACGAAAUCGGGCAGCUGCCACUCGCUGCAGACAGAAGAGGAAGGUCUGGGUGAUGUCACUGGAAAAGAAAGCAGAAGAACUCACCCAGACAAACAUGCAGCUUCAGAAUGAAGUGUCUAUGUUGAAAAACGAGGUGGCACAGCUGAAACAGUUGUUGUUAACACAUAAAGACUGUCCAAUAACAGCCAUGCAGAAAGAAUCACAAGGAUAUCUAAGUCCGGAGAGUAGCCCUCCUGCCAGCCCCGUCCCUGCUUGCUCUCAGCAGCAAGUCAUCCAGCAUAACACCAUCACCACUUCCUCUGCAGUCAGCGAGGUGGUGGGAAGCUCCACCCUCAGCCAGCUCUCCACCCACAGAACAGACCUGAAUCCGAUUCUUUAAAAUCCAGGGCUCAGACCUUGACUCCAAGAAGAGCUGCGUCCUUUCUUUUAAGGGCAUUUUUAGAAUUAACUCAGACCUGGAAGACACCUCCAACCCUUCAAAGACUGGCUUUCAACUUUAUAGUCAUGAUGGAAAUGUUGUCUUUUAUACUUAGUUCUCUAAGCAAAAAAAGGGGUGGGAGGAGUUAUGCAAUUGAUAUCUAUCAGCUUGGGAAAUGCUUUGGUGCUUUUCUCCAAUUUUCUGGUACCAGUGACUUGUUUAUAAAUGGAACUCUUUCUGUAUAUAGCCCUGGUUUCAUUCUUAUCAGUUCAACCCUUUGCCUGUAACAUUGACUCUUGUUUAAAAAAAAAAAAAAAACAGCAAACAAACAAGAAAAAAAAACCACAGCUUUUAGCCAAAAUGAGACAAAAUGAGAAUAAACAGAUCCAAGGUAACUGGUUGAGAAGUCUGAGGACAUCAUAACACAUGUUGAGUUGAGCUAUGAUGUCAUCAAAAUCCCAGAGAAACACAGAGCCUAUUCCAAACUUGUUAUUUUUUUCAUAUAAAAUACCAUAGGAUUCACUGAUGUCUAAAUAAAACUAUCAAACAUUAAGCAUCUCACCAUCCUCUGGGUCCACUUCCUCAACUACCCAACUCUCUAUUUCCACUUUUCCUUGGACUCUUUGCUUGCUCUUCAAUUUUACUUUCUUCUGUUUUAUUAUCCUUCCUUAGAAUUACAUAUCAAUAAAAAAACGUUUGAGUUUUUUUUUAAAAAAAUUGUUAAACAAAACCUCAAAAAUAUGGACCUAGCCUUUUCUUUCAUUGUUCAUGAUCCACAGCUGGAGUUCAUUCAACUCUUGCUUCUUGCAAAAUAGUAACCAGGAGAUGUUUAAUGUGCCUGAUUUAAUGUUUUUAAUAAUCAGAGCAAAUAAAAGGUGGAUUAGCUGUAAGUGAAGCUCUGGUGAAUGCCAGCUGCAGGGACACUAGGGAAGGGAGCUUUAUAAGCCUCGAUUGUGAAAGUCCAAAUUAUGAUGCGGGGCUCUAUGUUCACACCCUUGAAUUACAACUGGUUUUAUAUGACCUGCCUAUAAUGUUGAAAAUCCAUGUACUAUGUAAUAAUUCAGAAGGGCUCUUAUUCACUACACAGAUUAUAUUGUUCAAUCAGCAGCUGCUAAUAGCCUAACUUGUUUUUAUUUUUUUUCUUAAGCCUAUGGAACCUGCUUUGCUGUUCUGGUGGAUAGUAGUAGUCUAACUACUUGGAGUAACAAGGAGAGAAAGAAAACCCCAACAGUUAGAGCACUCUUGGCUGCUGAAGAAACCCCAUGGAUAUGAUUACUCCCCCCUUUUGAAUAUUUCUGAUUUAUAUUUUCAACAACCUAUGUGGACUUGCCAAUUAAAAAAAAGCAGAUAGUCCCAAACCACAGUUGUGCCUCCACAAAACAAGCCAUUCUACUGUGCUAACGUUUUAAUGUCACAUUUCACCAAGAACAGGGACUCAUGUUUCUCUCGAGCUGUCUAGACAGGUGCUGGUGUUUCAUCUCCAUUUAAGUGUUUGACCUAAGCUGAGUGAGUGCUUACGUGUGUGUGUGUGUGUGUGUGUGUGUGUGUUUUCAUGUUUAUGGAAUUUAAAGAAUAGUCUUUUACAGAGAUGUAGUAGCUUUUAUAAGUAUUCAAAGGAGAGAAGGAUGUGUCUGUUUUUUUCUCUCAUGAUAGUGCAAGAAUCUAUUUUGGAGGAAAAAGAAAAUAUGAGGGCUGUGAAGCAUGGUUUUUAUAACUAGUUUCAAUUUAAUCUGGUAACUUACUUUCUAAACCAAUAUUUAUUGACAUUUUUAUCCACAGUAGACAAUGUUUUCAAAAGGUUUUGAGUGUCCAGUGAAACUCAUGAAUAAAAAUCUAAAACAAAAACAGAAAAAGAAAAUGAGAAAAAAAGAAAAAUGAAAAUGAUUUUGUAUUAUGCUUUAAAAGACAUUGUUUUCAAGUAUUUUCAAUAUUGAAUUCAUAGUUUUUCUUUCAACCCCAGCAGAAAUAUCUGAAUAAUUUAACUUAACUUCCUAAGAAAUAUUUAAGACUUUCUAUUUUGAAAUUAAAAAAAAAAUUUCAAAACUUCUUAGGACCAUCUAUGUGUCUCCUUCAGAAGGCUAAAAAGAGUUUGGAAAUAUUUGAUUAGAUGGAUAUUUUUAAAAAUAUUUUUCUCUGUUUAAAACAAAUUAAAAACUUUUCUUCUUUUACCAAAUGCAUAGCACUUAAUGAAGUUAAAAAAAAUUAAAUCCACUGAUAGUAUCAAAAUGUCCAAGGAGUGAUCUUUCACUAAAAUUAUGGCUUACUUUUCUUCCACUUCUUGACUGAAAUAUUUCAUUGUUAAACCAAGGGCUUCUGCAGUUAAGAACUUGCCCGAGUUUUCUUAAUUCAGCGACUUGACAGUUUGACUGAUGUGCAUUAUAUAUAGCUCAAUUAUGUCUGUUUUUUAUGCUAAGUAGGCAAACCAACCACACACGUUAGCAAACGGGCCUCAACAUAUAAUUAGAAUAAAUUGUCUUGUUAUACUCAAGGCCUUUAGGUGUGUUCAUUAGCAGUGUGGAAAUACAACAAAUGAAAGAUGCCAGCUAGUUGUUGGUGCUUCUGAAAACCCCAAACAUAAUACUCACUGGUCAAAUCCUGCACUCGAUUUGUCAAUAUUAAGGAUUUUACUUGAAGACUCAAUCUUACAUGAAUAAUCUAUCUGCCGGGAAAUCUCACCUUCAUGUCCUUCAUUUUUUUUCUGUUUUCUUUUCUUUUUUUUUUUAUUUCUUUUGUCAGGCUUAGCAAACCUUAUUUCCAUCCCAUCUACUUGUCCCCUCAGUAACUGGGCUGCCCGGCCCUAUUUUCUGGAACCCCUUGUAAUGACACUCGGAGCUCCCAUCCCCAGGAGAAAGGCCCCACCCUAGAACUGCCUGUCCUCCUGGCCUGUGGUAUUUUACCUGUAGCAUCAGCCUCUGAAGUCACUGCCAGCCAGCUUGGAAACUUCCACAGCACUUCCCCUGCCUUAAAUGCUGGGAGUCAACCACCUAGAUAAUACCCUGGUGGUGUUUCUGCAAGGGAAUGCUUGCCUUGCUGAGGCUCCUGCAUCCUAGUUUGUUUCUCCUGAAGCCGUUUCUCAGCCUAGGUUGCCAGGAGAGGGAGAGUGAAAAAUCCUUAGCUAUGGAUACAUGUGCUCCUUUUAAACCCUGGUGUUCAGUCAAAUGUUCUCCCUUCACACCCCCAGUCCCUCUCCUACCUCCAGGCUGUGCACGCCUGUCACUCUGGGAAGUGACAGUCUUCAUGUGGUUUGUGGAUGCGGAGCCCUUUGUGUGCUAUCCUGGUCCGCGAUGUGCACUAAUUAGACCGAUUUACUCAGAGCAAAAAUGCUCUUUGGAGCCUAUUCGGUCCAUGAAAUCAAAUACAGCACAUGUCCUGAAUAGAGGGGUGUCACUGGGGAAUGUUCAAGUGGUUGUGGCCUGUUAAGUCGGUUUGGUGUGUGAGUUGGUUGAGUUUACAAACCAGCUGAGGGAAAGAUCAGCCUUUGGCUGGGUGGGAAUGUUUCAGCAUCAAUGACUGCUAUAAAGUUUGCCAUCUAUUAGGACAGAAUGUGUUUCUUUCUGGUUAAUUAAAACCAUCUAAGAAUAUAUAUGUAUGUAUGUGUGUAUACAGUGGAUAUCAAGGACCAAAGCAAAAUUUGAACAGGAAUCUAUUAAUUUAGAAUUUUAUAAGAUAUUUAUUAAUAAAUGUUAUUUUUAAACAUUCCAUUUGAACAGUAUUCUUCUGUAGGAUCUACUUAUUUUUGAAGUAUUAGUUCAUAAUAAACUACUCUAGUUAUGUGUAUCUUCAUUUUUCAGGGUUUCAAAUGGCUGUUCUCCAUCAUGUGGUGGAAAUACUUGGUUAGAUCUUUGUGCAUAGAAAUUUCAAGGAUGUUUGUUGCUCUGUUAGUUGUUUUUUAAUCUAUGUUCCAAAUGUUGUUGUUGCUGUUGUUGUUGUUGUUUAACCGUUUAUUUCCUUUUUCAUUUUUUAAGUAAGGUCUUAUCUUUUAGGAAGCAGAGUUCAGCUAAAGGGAAUCAAUAACCAUAACUGGAACAACUUUCUUGUAAAAGUGUAAAAACAGCUUCAUCUCUGCUUCGCUCCACCCCACCCCAAUUUCCUAGAAUGCUUUGCACUAAUCAAGCUCCUUAGUACUCUUUUUUUGUCCUUCCCUAAACAAUGUGCAGUAGCUUUAAGCCAUUCAAGCUCCAUUAUGCAGUAUAUGUGAGAAGGGAAAGGAAGCAACCCAUUUAAAUUUGAAUAAAACCGUGCCUAUAUCAACAAGUAGCAAUUUAGAAUCUCUUUUCUGCUUCAAAAGUAAUUUAUAUUUUAAAAUUGCACUUUAGCUUUGUUGAUCCCUUCCAAUUUUCUAUUGUUCUUAGGAACCCCUUCCCCCCACGCCCCAACCAGCACCACUCUCCUCCACGUCCCCAUUCCCAGACUUCUUCUCGGGCUCCAAGCUGCAUCAUUUAAAAUACUUUACAGGAUGUUUGCACCAGGUAGCUUUGUGUGUGCCCAAGAGUAGCCUAGCAAAGACUCACAUCAGCCUAGAUGAAACCCUGCUACAAGAAUGCCAAGGAGGAGAGCCAGUUGAUACUCUACCCCUUUAUUUACAGCAUGUUUUUUUUUAAAAAAAAUACUAUAUUAUGCAACAGAUGCGAGGCAGCAGCUAAGCUACACUUAAGAAUUUUCUAUCUCAUCCUCCAAACCAAAGUGUCCUGACUGAGCCAGGAGACUUCUUUAGUGCAUUGUGGUGCACACAGGACUUUGCAGCAGCCUUGUCUGAGGCGGCUGAAAUAACAGUGGCCCUCACUGUUUCUGUCCCGGAUCUCAAAAAUACGAUGUUGCCUUGUACUAAAAGUAGGGACAGCACCUCUGUUUCCAGUCAUACUCUAAGGAAGGACAAGAGACACAGAAGCAAUAAACUCACAAGUAAAACCCAAUACCAAAACAAAGAAAGAAAGAAAAAAAACUAGCUCAUCACGUUGUGAAAAUUGAAAAAUGUAUGUCCAUUCAAAAUAUUUUAUUAUUUCUUGUGAAGUUUUUCAGUGAUGUAAUGCUUGUAGCCAAAAUGCUUAAAGAGUGUUUAUAUAUUUUUUCCUUAUAAAUUGUCUAUUUUUUAAAAAAGUAAUAAUAUUUAACCACAGGUUGAAGAGAAGGGUAUGGCCAAAUUGCCAGCAUUUGUUAAAAGAUUAAUAUUCCUAAGUGGAACUCUGAUAUCUUUCCAAGUUUAUCAUCAGAAAGGAAUCAAUAUUAUCAACUCUUAAAUUUAGAGCAGCUUAUAAUAUCUAGUUCAUUAGAAGCCAGGAUUUAGGAAGCUCUUCUUAAGCCAUUUAAGAUGUUCUUACACUGAGUUUCAUAUUAUAGAACUUUAUAGGAUUUAAAGAAAAAAAACUGACACAUUUUAGCCUCAUGACUAAGAAUGUGGAACCUGAAUAAAUUAGCUUUAAAUGCAUCAUUAAAAUCUUAUGCACAAUAAGCUCAUUAGCUUCUAGUUUGCUCUUUAGAAUACCAAUGCUAUAGACACUGCUGGAGAAAAAGAAAGGUAUCAGCAGUCUAUACGGAAAGGGUGUUCUGAGAAAGAGCCCUUCCCAGCAGACACUCAGUAGAAAAGAAAAUCCACUCACCCCCUUUCCUUCUAAGAUCUGCUCGGUCACAUCUGCCUCAUAGAGAGAGGAGUUUUGCCUUUGAGGAUUGCUUUAGAGAAAAGAUAAGCUUGAAAUGUUCUCCCUGGAGAGAACAAUGGAGUUUGGGAUUUUCUAAAAUAGUCUUCAAAAUGGCUCCAUGCAAACACACAUUCUUGGACAAUUGGAAUAGAAAUAUUGUCCACAAGUGUAAUUUAAAAAAAUGCUUAGCAUUGUGCAAAGUAAGUGUUAACUAAGGAAGUCCCAAUAAAGGUGCUGUCACUUUAAGUUCUGGACUUGGGGGAGGGUGGGGAUUGUUUGUAAUUGUAAACAGCAAAGCAUUUGUGUUUGUUUGUCUAUUUGUAAAGCAACCACCUUCCUUAUUGGAAGGAGAAAUAAUUGGGGUACAUACAUGUAAAUACUUGCUGCAGCAUUUAAUAUGUUUAAUUUUAUGUUAAGCUUUUUGUUGCAUCGUGAACACAUUUAUUGUUACCAGUGGACAAUGAGUUCAUUAAGACUGUUCAACUAGAUCAGAUUUUUACAUCUCUUUCUAGCAAGAAGAGACAAGGUUUUGUGCAUUUGUACAAAUGUUAAUAAUAUCACUGCAAUUCCAAUAAUAAAGCACUCAAAUGCAAAUAA
This is a messenger RNA of Sorex araneus (European shrew), 7825 nucleotides long. It is a transcript of the gene CREB5, whose product is annotated as cAMP responsive element binding protein 5. The coding region runs from base 48 to 1553 and encodes 501 amino acids. Gene Ontology annotation, molecular function: cAMP response element binding; DNA-binding transcription factor activity, RNA polymerase II-specific. NCBI's taxonomy places the organism in Eukaryota, Metazoa, Chordata, Mammalia, Eulipotyphla, Soricidae. The transcript has 11 exons. Gene Ontology annotation, biological process: regulation of transcription by RNA polymerase II. The record is from RefSeq and is a predicted model, not a curated record.